Messenger RNA from Acanthosepion pharaonis, 741 nucleotides. The record is from the annotation of a GenBank genome assembly. Lineage: Eukaryota; Metazoa; Mollusca; Cephalopoda; Sepiida; Sepiidae.
AUGUCUGUUUCAUUUCUCUACAUUUUCUUCCCACUAUCUAUCUAUCUUCUUUUUUGUCUCUUUACUCUCACACUUAAAAAUAGUUGUUCAUCUUUUCUUUGUAUUAUUUUCCUUUCUUUUUCGUUUCUUUGGAUCUCUCUUUUCUUUCUUUUAUUCCUUCCUCUUGAUACCGGAUCUUCCUUCUUUAUUUCUUUUUACAUUUUGUAUCUCUUUAUUGUACACUACACUCUUCCUCCUAUUCGUUCUUUUUGCUUCCUUUCUUUUUUACUUUCUCGGCGCAUACACUCGCUAUCGUUUCUUUCUUUCUUUCUUUCUUUCUUUCUUUCUUUCUUUCUUUGCUACUAUAUCAUCCUUUGUUUCUGGCUUUCUCUGGUUCGUUCUUUCUUUCUUUCUUUUUCUUUUUCUUUCUUUCUCUCUUUCUUUCCUUUUUCUUUCUCUUUCUUUUUCUUUCUCUUUCUUUUUCUUUCUUUAUUUCUUUCUUUCUUUUUCUUUCUUUUUCUUUCUUUAUUUCUUUCUUUCUCUUUCUUUUUCUUUCUUUUUCUUUCUUUCUUUCUUUUUUCUUUCUCUUUCUUUUUCUUUCUUUCUUUCUUUCUUUUUUCUUUCUUUUUCUUUCUUUCUUUCUUUCUUUCUUUCUUUCUUUCGUUCCCUAGUUUAUUAUUAAUUCAUUCAUUCAUUCAUUCUUUCUUUCUUUCUUUCUUUCUUUCUUUCUUUCUUUCUUUCUUUCACUUACGCUAUCUCUGA